UGUCUUUCCAAGGAGGAGAUCCAGCCCCCUGCUGCAGCCUCCUCCUCCUCACUGAGGGCUGUACAGCUGGCAAUUUACAGACAGCAACACUGGAAGGAGUGAUUGGCUACUGGCUGCACCGCUGCACCGCGAACUGGACCCGUGUGGGAUCGAGGGGAUGAUAUAACAAAAGUGUCAGGAUUGUUAUCCUCCUUUUUCUUCCUUCUGUCUUUUGGGGGUUUUCCGGUUUGUGGACGUCAGGAUCAAACCUCUGAGAGUCAGCUCCUCUCUCUCCACUGGAACCACUGUAACCUCCUCACACUGGACAUAUAAGCUGAAGUCAUGGAGAAGUCCAGACGGGGACACCAGUUUGCACUCGUCCUCCUGUUGGGGAUGUUGUUACCGAGCUGCGUGACCCAGACGACGCCGUCCACCGCAGCCACGACGCCGGCGACCCCAUCUCGGACCCCCCCGCCUCAGACAGAGCGGCUGAAGGUCCGACUCACUGGGUACCCCCGGAAACACAACGAGGGCCGCGUGGAGCUCUUCUACAAGGGCGAGUGGGGAACCAUCUGUGACGACGACUUCUCCAUAACCAACGCCAACGUGCUCUGCCGCCAGCUGGGCUUCGUGUCCGCCACCGGAUGGACACACAGCGCCAAGUACGGCAAGGGCCAAGGGAAAAUCUGGCUGGACAACGUGCAGUGCAGCGGGGGGGAGAAGAGCAUCGAGCACUGCAAGUCUCGUGGCUGGGGCAACAGCGACUGCACCCACGACGAGGACGCCGGGGUCGUGUGCAAGGACGAGAGGAUUCCGGGCUUCCUGGACUCGAAUGUCAUCGACAGCCAGGUGGACGAGAACAAAGUGGAGGAGGUUCGACUCCGGCCCGUCGUCGCCACGGGCAAAAAGAAGGUGCCGACCACGGAGGGUGUGGUGGAGGUGAAACACAAAGACGGCUGGGCCCAGAUCUGCGACCUGGGAUGGACGAUCAAAAACACGCGGGUGGUCUGCGGCAUGCUGGGAUUCCCCCACGAGAGGAAGGUCAACAAGAACUUCUACAAACUUCUGAAAAAGCAGGCAGCUGAGAAGGCCUCCAGGUCAAAGGUUAAUGUCUCGGCCAGUGGAAGGCAGACACCCACAGCUAAAGCUAACCCUAAGUCUAAACAGAGCAGCCCUGGCAAAAGGUUGUAUCUGGAGCGUCAGAAGAACCACUUCCACCUCCACUCGGUGGCGUGCACGGGCACGGAGGUGCACCUGGCAGCCUGCCCCCUGGAGUUCAACAAGCCCAACGCCACGGUUCCCUGCGCCGGCGGCAUGGCGGCGGUCGUCAGCUGCAUGCCGGGGCCGCUGUUCACGCAAAACAGAAACUUGAAAAAGAAACUUAAACUUUCGAGCAACGUGAGGCUGAAGGGAGGAGCCCGGCUGGGCGAGGGCCGCGUGGAGGUGUUGAAGGACAGCGAGUGGGGGAGCGUGUGUGACGACCGCUGGAACCUGCUGUCGGCCAGCGUGGUGUGCAGGGAGCUCGGCUUCGGGAGCGCCAAGGAGGCUCUGACCGGAGCCCGCAUGGGACAAGGGAUUGGUCCGAUCUACAUGAACGAGGUGAAGUGCCUCGGCCAGGAGAAGUCCAUCUGGAACUGCCCCUUUAAAAACAUCUCAUCCGACGACUGCAAACACAUGGAGGACGCCGGCGUGCGCUGCAACGUCCCCUACAUGGGCCUGGAGAACUCGAUCCGGCUCACGGGGGGACGGACCCGCUACGAGGGCCGCGUGGAGGUCCUGGGCUCGGACUCCAACGGGACGCGGAGCUGGGGUCUGAUCUGCGGAGAGAGCUGGAGCACCAGGGAGGCCUCGGUGGCGUGCAGGCAGCUGGGCCUGGGCUACGCUAACCAGGGCCUGCAAGAGACCUGGUACUGGGACAGCAGCAACGUGACGGACAUGCUGAUGAGCGGCGUGAAGUGCUCGGGGAGCGAGAUGUCGCUGAGUCAGUGUCAGCAUCACAAAACCGUCAGCUGCCAGAAAGCAGCCGCCAAGUUCGCAGCCGGGGUCAUCUGCUCUGAGACGGCCUCUGACCUGGUCCUGAACGCCCCCGUGGUCCAGCAGUCGGUCUACAUCGAGGACCGGCCCCUGCACAUGCUCUACUGCGCGGCCGAGGAGGACUGCCUGUCCCAGUCUGCAGCCAAGGCCAACUGGCCGUACGGACACCGGCGGCUGCUCCGCUUCUCCUCCCAGAUCCACAACAUCGGCCGGGCCGACUUCAAGCCCAAGGCCGGGCGCCACUCGUGGGUCUGGCACGCCUGCCACGGCCACUACCACAGCAUGAACAUUUUCACCCACUACGAUCUGCUGAACUCCAACGGGACCAAAGUGGCCGAGGGACACAAAGCCAGCUUCUGUCUGGAGGACACGGACUGUCAGGACAGUGUUUCUAAAAGAUACGAGUGCGCUAACUUUGGCGAUCAGGGCAUCACUGUGGGCUGCUGGGAUUUGUACCGACACGACAUCGACUGCCAGUGGAUCGACAUCACUGACGUCAAACCUGGGAACUACAUCCUGCAGGUUGUGAUCAACCCCAAUCAAGAAGUGGCCGAGAGCGACUUCACCAACAACGCCAUGAAAUGCAACUGCAAAUACGACGGCCAACGGAUCUGGCUCCACAACUGCCACAUUGGCGACGCGUUCAGCGAAGAGGCCGAGAGGAGGUUCGACAAAUACCCGGGACAGCUGAAUAACCAGAUCUCUUAAAAACAACCACAAUAUGAGGAUGAAUAAAUAAAGUCACACCUCACCAGCUCAAAAACAAAAGACACAGAUUCUUCAUUUUCAGGUGUCUCGUAUGUCUCCGAAUAUUUGUAAUAUGCAGUAUUUGCAGUAUUUUCCUCUGGUGAAUGUGUUUUUAUACUUGAAUAUUCAAGUGCUAAUGUUUUUGUGGAUUUUUUUCUUUUCUCAGUCUAAUGUGAGCAAACGAGAUGGAGUCAGAUUUCAUACGGCCAGUUGUAAAGUCCGUCUUUUGAUUGUGUUAUGAAUGAGGUUGUAUUUUUGUCAUAUUUUUUUAAUAACCAGAUUUAUUUGACUCAGAAUGAGCAGGUGCAGAUUCAGCUGAAUUAUGAUCAUUUCAUUGUGUUUAAAGGAAACUGGAAUGGGACUCAGUGGAGUUUCCCCUCAUGAAACCAGGUUUAAAUCCACAGAAUCCAGAUCUUUACUCACACCGAACAUUCAUAGAUAUCAGUCCCCAGAACACGUCGGAUUAUUCUCACAAAAAUCCAUGAAUUACCUCCCUUGAGAAAAUCAUAUAAAAGGACCAAAAAGGACUCGAAAUAUUGAAGAAGGUGAUGAUGAAUUCCUGGAUUUGCCCUUUUGUGCCGAUCAAAGCCAUAAUUAGAAAGGGUUCCCUCCUGGGUCCUGCCUCAGCCCUCCACUACAUUUAUUGGAAAUGAGUUUGUGUAGUUUUUGUGUAAUCCUGCAGACCAACAAACAAACAGACGUGGGGUGUAAACAAAACCUCCUCUAAGCACCUAGAAGGGCCCUCAGAGAGCACACACCUCCACCCAGGCUAAUGCCCAAGGUGAAGCAAAGAUCUGAGGCACCACCAGGGACAGACUCACUGGGGAUAAUGGGAAACGGUGAGAGUUAACAUGAAGAAGUCAUAUCAAACCUGCUAUUUUAUGAAUGUAUUUAUUACCAAUAUCGAGGUGCUCGUUCGUUAUUGUCAGUUUUGCUUUGGAACCGGUUUGUUAGUCCGUGUGUAUUUUAUAAUCGUAGUCGUUUAGAGUCGAGACGUUACUGAACACAAAACUACAAGUACCCCCCCCCC
This is a messenger RNA of Pleuronectes platessa (European plaice), 3790 nucleotides long. RefSeq names its product lysyl oxidase-like 3b (gene loxl3b). Lineage: Eukaryota; Metazoa; Chordata; Actinopteri; Pleuronectiformes; Pleuronectidae. Gene Ontology annotation, cellular component: membrane. The record is from RefSeq and is a predicted model, not a curated record. Gene Ontology annotation, biological process: peptidyl-lysine oxidation. The transcript has 16 exons. Bases 322 to 2721 code for a protein of 799 amino acids. Gene Ontology annotation, molecular function: copper ion binding; protein-lysine 6-oxidase activity.